ACGAACUUGUUUAAUCGUCGAAUAACUGUACGCUUAUCAAUUGAAAAACGGAAUGUUCCGCAAAAAGUACGGAAAUUUGCGAUUUGUGAUGAAAAUUUAUCGAGAAAGAUCAGAAUAAUUCCAUUAAAAGCGAAUAAUCUUGUUAUCUCUAGCUUAAAACACUGUACAUGAAGUAGAGGAUCGAGGGUGUGAACUCCGUUCGAAAGUCAAGGUCGUCGAAGAAAUUCGUUUUACGGAGGUAAAAUCCACGAUAUAAGUAUUUAUAAAUUACUUAUAUAUUGACAUCGUUUCUGCGAUCAGCGAUGCGUCAACUGCAGCUACUAUACUGCUAUUCCAAAACUUUAAAAAGAGUUUAUUGAAGAAUCACUUAAAAAUUAAGUGAGGAAAAUAACUCAAGUAUGGUAGUCUUUACUUGCAACAACUGCGGUGAUUCGCUGCAGAAGCCAAAAGUUGCCAAGCAUUAUCAGUUUGCAUGUCGUAAUCCUGUAUUUGUUACCUGUGUCGAUUGUUUUAAGGAUUUCCGUGGAGAUGAGUAUGUUGCACAUACAAAAUGUAUCACAGAAAACCAAAGGUACGGUGGUAAGGACUACGUACAAAAGCCAAGUGCAAAUAAGGGUGAAUUAAAGCAACAGGCUUGGCUAAAUGUAGUACAGAAUGUACUAGCUAACUCCACAAAUUUGACAGUGCCUGAAAGAAACCUUCUAAAUUCCAUAUCAAGGCAUGAAAACAUUCCUAGGAAAAAGGCAAAAUUCUUCAAUUUUAUUAAAAGCAUGUCUGGUAAUAAAGCUAACAUGACAAUAGUCGACAGUGUUUGGGAAAAAAUGGAAAAAGCUUUCAAAGAAGUUACAGCUGGAAAUAAUGCAAAUACAGAAAAUAAUGAAAAACAAAAUGUGAGUACAGAAGAAAAUCAAAACAACUCAAAUAUCAUUAGAGAAAAUGAUACAGUAGAUGAUAAAAAUGACACAAAUGAAGGUGAAAAUAAAGACAGUUGCAAAAAGAAGAAGAAGUCAAAGAAGAGGCAGCACGAAGAUGAUAAAAACGAAAACGGUGAGCCCGCCGCCAAGAAACAAAAUGACACUAACGUAACUGAUGCAGUCGAGGAAGAGACGAACGCCGAGAAUGGUGUUAGCAAAUUCAGUUGGAAAAAUACGAUUUUAGAAAUCGUAACCACUAAAGGUGAAGUCUCGCUGAAAAAAUUAAGAAAAAAAGUGGUAGCUCAAUAUCUUGCAAGUUUCCCUAAUGGUACGACUGAAAAAGCAACAUCAAAAUUCGAGAAGAAACUUGGAAAAGUUUCAGACAUUGUGAUUAAUGAAGACAAAGUUACAUUAGCAUCGUCCUAAUUAUGCUACGUAGUAUAGAAUUUGUUGUAAGAUAUGCAUUUUAAGUAAAUAAAACGAUUUUUUAAGAUUUAUGCUGAA
This is a messenger RNA of Nasonia vitripennis (jewel wasp), 1418 nucleotides long. Its product is annotated as cell growth-regulating nucleolar protein. Bases 399 to 1340 code for a protein of 313 amino acids. NCBI's taxonomy places the organism in Eukaryota, Metazoa, Arthropoda, Insecta, Hymenoptera, Pteromalidae. The record is from RefSeq and is a predicted model, not a curated record. Gene Ontology annotation, molecular function: DNA binding. Gene Ontology annotation, cellular component: nucleolus. Gene Ontology annotation, biological process: negative regulation of transcription by RNA polymerase II; rRNA processing. The transcript is spliced from 4 exons.